UUACCUUUUGCCUAGCAAUCUUCGCCCUACUGGCUUGACAUAAAACUUUUCUUGUAAAACUAUUCUUGUAAAGAAUGAUCUUAACCGUUUUUGUUUCGGGUUUUCAUUUAUACGAUGAUCCGAUCCGAUUACUCUGAAUGCUGAGGCAGUAAUUGAAAUGCGAAAGGAGAGCUAUUCAGGAGUGCUAUUGCACUGAUCAUUGAAUAUAACCAAUUACUAGUGCAAUUGUACUUCGGAAUACCACCUGCAUAAUAUCCCAUAAGGAUUCCUACGCAGUAUUCUACGCAUCACACCAUACCUGUGCUUAUUCCAUCAAAGCCUACAAACGAGAAAUCGUUUUUUUGUCCUGUCCUGACCUCGCCCGUUCUGACGUUUGGAUUGCAGAUGGCACCUUCAAAACCUCACCAAAACAUUUUCGACAAAUUUAUACUAUUCACGGUUCCGUAUGCGGCAAAAUGUUUCCGUUGGUCUAUGUGUUAAUUGGCGGGAAGUGUAUGGAUUUAUACCGGAAAGUGUUCCAGGCCUUGUACGAUUCCUUAGCAAAACUGUGUGAAGACGGUCAAGACCCAUCGGAACCGGCUUAUAUGCUCAUCGAUUUUGAACAAGCGGCAUGGACAGCCUUUAGGAGAAUCUUUCGCAAAACAACUGUUCAAGGUUGCCUUUUCCAUUUUGGUCAAAACGUGUACAAGCGUAUCUUGAAGUACGGAUUCAGCGAACGAUACAUUUCGGAUUUGCAGUUUAAUACGCAAUGCAAAAUGUUGUUGGCAUUGGCAUUUGUUCCUGUGGACGACGUGGUCAAGGUUUACGAAACUUUCAUCCAGCAUCCGGAAUGCGUUCUUGAAAAGGAUAGGAAAUUAAUCAUGUAUUUCGAGAGAGUUUAUAUCGGUCAGACAGUGAAAACCAGAAAAGGACAGGGGCGGAGGCCACCGUGUUUUUCGAUCGCAUUUUGGAACUGUCAUAACCGUCUGCUUGGUGGAGUACAAAGGACCACCAACAACGCCAAAGGAUGGCACAACGGUUAUGCAACAUCAAGCGGAUCUGUCAUACCGGAUAUCUACACAUUUUUCGGCAAAUUGCAAUUGGAGCAGAAUUUACAAGAAGGUCGUAUUGGCAAGCUGAAAAAAGGUGAAAAACCGGAGCCACAGAGACGAGAGUUCAAAGAGCUGACUGAGCGGUUGAUGGCGGUUGCUGUUAUGUACAACGAUAUGGAUCCAUUGGAGUAUUUGGAAAACAUCAGCAGGAACGUGGAGAUGUCUUGGAAAGAUGGUGAGGACGAAUCGGAUUCGGAUGGUUCGGAAGAUUGGCGUUGUGGGAAAGCAUGCUGUAUAGGGCCUGUGGAUUUUGCACUGUAAUGAUGGGUUUAACUAACAAACUGCCGGCUUAUAAAUAUAUCACUACUAUAUAUUAUUUAUUCUUGUUGAAAAAUUUAAAUAAUUCAAAUUUUUUUGUAAAUGCAAAUUAUUUGAGUAAUUUGCGGUGUUACCGUAACCGCCAAGUCGUAGCUACAAGUCAUCGAUCAAUGAUGAUAAAAUCUAUUUCACUGUUGACUUUCACUAAUUCGAAAUGAGAAAUAGAUGGCUAAAAUUAUUUGUGGAACGCUGUGGUCAUGAAAUGUUACGGUUGUGAAAUGUUGCGGACAUGAAAUGUUACGGUUGUGAAAAGUUGCGGUCAUGAAAUGUUACAGUUGUGAAACGUUGCGGUCAUGAAACGUUACGGUCAUGAAAUAUACGUUGUGAAACGUUACGUUGUGAA
Molecule: messenger RNA, 1752 nt
Organism: Paramacrobiotus metropolitanus
Lineage: Eukaryota; Metazoa; Tardigrada; Eutardigrada; Parachela; Macrobiotidae
Exons: 3
Coding region: 456-1352 (298 amino acids)
Source: RefSeq, a predicted model, not a curated record